Molecule: messenger RNA, 7037 nt
Organism: Oncorhynchus masou masou (cherry salmon)
Lineage: Eukaryota; Metazoa; Chordata; Actinopteri; Salmoniformes; Salmonidae
Gene: ccdc85ca
Product: coiled-coil domain containing 85C, a
Exons: 5
Coding region: 687-1868 (393 amino acids)
Cellular component (GO): apical junction complex
Source: RefSeq, a predicted model, not a curated record
AAUCCAUCAGAUUCCAACCUAACUGCCAUGAUGGAGGACAACAUUUAACGAGAAUGCUAUAAUGUAUCCAUAGUGUGCACUUUCGGCUUACUUGAAAAUGAGGAAUUUAUAUACGAGCUCGUCCGCGGGAUUGCUUAAUUGGAACAUUUCUGGAACUUUCUUUUGAAUAUUGCCUGGUUGAAAGCAAGCCCGUGCUGUGGACACACGCGACCUCUGACAUCACGGAUUUACGCAGCGCUUGUUGACGAUCAGCGAGGCUGUGGGAGAUCCUUCCCAGUCUGUGGUUGGUGAAUCCGGUGUCCAAGAAGACCGCCUCUCUCCGCGUCUGUCCAGUGCGUUAAAGCGAGUAAGGCGUCUCAGAGAGGAGGUACCGGGAUGAAAACGAAAAACUGCUUUUUUUGCGAUUUUGCUGAAUUUUACAAGGGGAUUACGGUUCUGUUGCCUGCCUGCUUGCCUGCCAAUUUGGGUCACCUGCUUCGCUCCAAGGCGCUUUUAUUAGGCUCCACAUUCCUGCCCAGUGUUGAAUUAAUCUUUACCCUUCAUGCCGCAUUGGAAUAAUUUCAUCUAUCAUGGAUUUGAUUUUCUUUUACAAAGUCACCGUUGAGGCUCGGUUAGACAUCCUAUAGAUUCGGACACUGUAAGCUACCAUCGUACUCACCCAUAUAGCGCAACAUCAGGAGGGGAACAUGGCCAAAAAUGCCCCAGGCGGACCGUUGCGGGAUGAUUUAAGCAAGCUCUCCGGAGAGGAGCUCUCCAGGCUCGGCAAAGACGAGCUGAUCAGGAGGCUACGGAAAACGGAUAACGAGAAAAUGUACUUAAUGGUGGAGCACGGGAACAUGAUGAAAGAUGUGAACAGGAGACUACAGGUCCACCUCCACGAGAUCCGCAGCCUCAAAGAGAUCAACCAGAAGCUUCAGGAUGAUAACCACGAACUCCGGGAGCUCUGCUGUUUCCUGGACGACGACCGACAGAAGGGCAAGAAGCUGUCACGAGAGUGGCAACGCUUCGGCCGCUACACCGCCGGAUCGAUGUGGAAGGAUGUCGGGGUGUACCAUCAGAAGCUGAAGGAUCUGGAAGCCAACCAGGACUCUGUGAUGCGGGAGAACCUGGAACUGAAAGAGAUCAUUCUGAUGCUGGAUGAGGAGAGGAACGGAGCCGGGUCACGGAGCUCCAUAGAUUCCCAGUCCAGCCUGACCAACCUGAACGGGGGCACGGGAACCGUUAGGGACGUCGGGGACGGGAGCAGUACCUCCAGCACCGGCAGCGCCGGUAGUCCUGACCACCACCACAACCACAUACACAAGCCAAACGAGGGAAAAAUAGCAUCCCUGCGGAGGUCUAUGGACGACCUAUCGCUGGCGUCACACAUCCACCUGCGCAUUCCUAAUGGACUGAAUGAUCCAUCUUCAAACUACAUGAGACAACUGGAGACCAAGGUCAGCAUCCUAGAGGAUGACAACAAGCAGCUGCUAUCACAGCAGGCUAACAGUGGUGAUCUGAACAGUCUGAGGAAGGGUCUGUCUCUCUACCACUCUGAGUCUCAGCUCUCCUCUCUCACACAGUACCAGCAGGACGCCGUGCAGAAUGGCUCCGGUAGGACCCCUAGUGGUGAGCCAUCUCCCCCAGCAGACUACCUCCCUGUGGGCCAGAAGCCCGAGGCUGUGGUCCAUGCCAUGAAGGUGCUCGAGGUCCAUGAGAAUCUAGAGAAGAAAAUCCCUGAAGACUACGACAAGGACCUCAGUGAGAAGGAGAAAGCCAUCGUCAGGGAGAUGUGUAACGUGGUGUGGCGUAAACUGGGUGACGCUGCGGGCUCCAAGCCUUCAAUCCGCCAGCAUCUCUCUGGGAACCAGUUCAAAGGGCCUUUGUAGUCCCUAGGACGACAUUAACCAGCACUCAAACGAGACAAAUGGACAGACAAAUAAAUAAACAACAACAACAACAACAAUGGAUCCUCAGCACUGACUGGACAAAGGGGCACAUCUCAAUUGAACCUCUCCUACUCUCUCAGCACUGUGACCGUGGCUAGAUGAUCCAGACAAACCCUAACCUAAACCCAGCCCUCUGCCUCUGCAUCUGUGAUAUCUAUCUUUGGCCUCCCUUAACCUCAUGCCCUGGUGGAUAUGGGAAUGGUGACCUGACCUGGGUAGUGGCUACAGGCCAUUUCAGAUUAGGGCAAAACAGACCGUGACGACGAAUGGUUCGAAACAGCGGGUGGCCGUCCUAUCGCCUCCACAGCACAACAGAGCAUCUGCCUUCAUUUUCUGUCCAAUGCCUGACUAUUCUACACUUUGAAUCGCCUCCGUCACUUGACAGUUAUGGUGUGUUUUUGAAGAAGAGGAAGAUGAAGGGAGGAUAGGGGCACGAGGCAUGCAUUACCAACUGAACUCUCCCUUACAACCUCACAACCAGUCACGACAGUACUGAGCUACUGUGACCUGUUCUACAGUACUACACCUGACAGUCCCAACCAGUCACUACAGUACUGAGCUACUAUACCUGUGACCUGUUCUACAGUACUACACCUGACAGUCCCAACCAGUCACUACAGUACUGAGCUACUAUACCUGUGACCUGUUCUACAGUACUACACCUGACAGUCCCAACCAGUCACUACAGUACUGAGCUACUAUACCUGUGACCUGUUCUACAGUACUACACCUGACAGUCCCAACCAGUCACGACAGUACUGAGCUACUAUACCUGUGACCUGUUCUACAGUACUACACCUGACAGUCCCAACCAGUCACGACAGUACUGAGCUAGAGCACUACAUCAUCUCCACCCAACGUCUCUUUUUGUGUUUGUGUAAAUGUUCACCUACCAAGUGUUCAGGACUGACAACCACUCUAGGACGGACUAUUCUACUGCAGGCCCUGUUCUGUUCUUGACUUUGCUUCCAUGACUUCUCCACAGGCAACUGACCGACAACUGACUGACAACCUACUUUUAAUAUGAGGAAAAAUCCUGGAAAUGUUCUGAUGUAAUUUCCUUCGGUGUGUAGUCACAAGCCAUAGGUUUACAUGACUUGAAACCUAGCUGCUGCAGCCUACUGUUUGAUAGUGUCGUCCCCUUUUGCCUGAGCAGGAAGUAUGUGUUCAAGUGUAGACAGAAUUUAUUUCAAAGUGUUCAACUAAAUUCUAGCACCAAAUCAGUUAUGUGUAACAAAACGUAGCCCUGUUUAAAAAAAAGUUAUCAAGACCGUGUUUGUUUGUGCCUCAAAUUGCACCCUCUUCCCUAUACCAACACUAUAUAGGCAUUAGGGUGCCAUUUCGGAUGCACACGUUGUAACUAAGUACAGAAAGUGGAACACUGAGUUCAGUUUCAUACCCUGUGUUUCAAAAGUUUCCUCCCAGGCAGAAAGCUUAUAGCCUGGGUAGGGUCUGUUUAUGCUCUCCUGCCAACUCCUAGAAUUGUCAAGCCAAAAAUGUUACAUUUUAGUCAUGUAGCAGGCACUCUUAUCCAGAGCAACUUACAGGAGUGAGUUCAUACGUUUUCUCAUAAAAGUGUUGUUGCAAGCACCAUGCUCCACCAGUUGAGCCAUACAGGACUUGACAAUGUCUGCAAUGGAGUUGGCAAAAGGACAAACAGCUCUCGGACCAGGCUUGAAAGCUUAGCCUGUCAGACUAUUAACUGAAACCUUAAGUCGAGGAAGAGGUUUUGGUUCAUGCAUAAUAUAGGGUCGCUUCUGAUGAUUGAUCAUGGAUUAGGACGUCAGGAUCUUGCUAGAUGGAAGUGGACUGAAUUCACAAUCUGAAUUUCUAAUGUAUGACAAUCGUUGAAACGGUUUUGAAAACAGCUGUUAUUUUGACCAGUCCUAGCUUUAUCUCAAUGAGCUCUUAUAGGGACCAUACCUUAUGAAGUCUCAUUGGAGACUAUGUGUACUACAUGAGGUCUCUUAGCUGGAUCCGAUGUAUACUUCAUAAGGUGUCUUAGCUGGCUCCUGUUCAUUAUGAUGUGUCAGGCCCGACGUGUGCACAAUGAAGUCUCCUAGAGACCCUAUGUCUGCUCUAUAAAGUCUCAUAGCUGUCAUCUCUAUAGUAGGACUUCAGUGUACAAUCCACUGAUACGCGCCGAUUAUGUUGACAUCGAUGAAGGCAGCCCACCGCACCUCUCUGAUUCAGAGAUGUUGGGUUAAAAGCGGAAGACACAUUUCAGUUGACUGCAUUCAGUUGCACAACUGACAAGGUAUCCCCUUUCCCUUUCUCCCUCCCCUUUCCCUUUCUCCCUCCCCUUUCCCUUUCUCCCUCCCCUUUCCCUUUCUCCCUCCCCUUUCCCUUUCUCCCUCCCCUUUCCCUUUCUCCCUCCCCUUUCCCUUUCUCCCUCCCCUUUCCCUUUCUCCCUCCCCUUUCCCUUUCUCCCUCCCCUUUCCCUUUCCCUUUCUCCCUCCCCUUUCCCUUUCUCCCUCCCCUUUCCCUUUCUCCCUCCCCUUUCCCUUUCUCCCUCCCCUUUCCCCCACUGCGUAGCUAAAUUAAGCUUCAUAGCUGUGUUCUAUACUCCGUGGCACCUCCUAGCUGAUUGCUGUGUAUUUGAGUCUUCUCAGUAUUGUAUGGUGAGGGCUAAUAGAUAAGCUACAUAACAUUGCCAUGAGACUGACAUAACAGAUGACAUAACAGAUGUCAUUAAGAGUUAUAGCAACAUAAUAGACAGAUGUCAUUAGGAGUAAUAACAUACACUAUAUGAGCAAAAGUAUGUGGACACCUGCUCGUCGAACAUCUCAUUCCACAAUCAUGGUCUUUAAUAUGGAGUUGGUCUCCCCUUUGCUUCUAUAACAGCCUCCACUCUUCUGGGAAGGCUUUCCACUAGAUAUUGGAACAUUGCUGCGGGGACUUGCUUCCAUUCAGCCACAAGAGCACUAGUGAGGUUGGGCACUGAUGUUGGGCGAUUGGGCCUGGCUUGUAGUCGGCGUUCCAAAUCAUCCCAAAGAUGUUCGAUGGGGUUGAUGGCAGGGCUCUGUGCAGACCAGUCAAGUUCUUCCACACCGAUCUCAACAAACCAUUUCUGUAUGGAAUUUGCUUUUGCAUGGGGGCAUUGUCAUUGCUGUAACAGGAAAGGGCCUUCCCCAAACUGUUGCCACAAAGUUGCAAGCACAGAAUCAGAUUCGUCUGUCGGACUGCCAUAUGGUGAAGUGUGAUUCAUCACUCCAGAGAACGUGCUUCCACUGCUCCAGAGUCCAAUGGCGGCGAGCUUUAAACCACUCCAGCUGAUGCUUGGCAUUGCACAUGUUGAUCUUAGGCUUGUGUGCAGCUGCUCGGCCAUGGAAACCUAUUUCAUGAAGCUCCCGACGAGUUCUUGUGCUGAAGUUGCUUCCAGAGGGAGUUUGGAGUGUUGCAACCGAGGACAGACAAUUGUUUAGCACUACACGCUCCAGCACUCAGCGGUCCCGUUCUGUGAGCGUGAGUGGCCUACCACUUUGCGGCUGAGCCGUUGUUGCUCCUAGACAUUUCCACUUCACAAUGACAGUACUUACAGUUGACCGGGGCAGCUUUAGCAGCUCUAGCAAUUUGAUGAACUGACUUGUUGGAAAGGUGGCAUCCUAUGAUGGUGCCAUGUUGCAAGUCACUGAGCUCUUCAGUAAGGCCAUUCUACUGCUAAUAUUUGUCUGUGGAGAUUACAUGGCUUUGUGCGCAGUUGUAUACACCUGUCAUCAACUGGUGUGUGGCUGAAAUAGACGAAUCCACUAAUUUGAAGGGAUGUCCACAUACUCUUGUAUAUAUAGUGUAUGACUAUGUAUACGAUAUCUUACCUAUAGGGGUUCAGGAGUUGUAUGUAAAACGAAUGAAGUCUGAUAGCUGAGCUGAGUUGUAUGCAUAUGUAAGGCCAGUGAAUAAUGUAUAUGAGUACUCAUAAGAGUCGUAUAUACUGUAUGAGUUCUCUUGGCUAGUCUGAGGUCUGAAUAGGCAGUUAUGAACUGUUAAAAGACACUUGCUGCAUUCUCUCGGAUAUGUGUUCUAAAAUCUGAACUAAAGGUUUGCUGUCAGAUUGGUAAAUUAAUCUGAAUUGAGUUUGACACAUUGUCAAUCUAUAUAGGGGUAUAAUAAAUGUAUACCCUUUUUUGUGUUAUACAGAAGGCUGUGUAUAAAUGUACGUUUACACAUCCCCAUGAAUUCUGGGUAAAAAGCAUUCUAAUUGGAGAGAAUAUACUGUAUUGAUAGCAAAAGAUAUUUUGGGCAAAGCCAGCCUGUCACCUUAUUCCCCAUUUAAGUGCUCUACAUUUGACCAGAGCCCUAUUUACCUUGGUCAAAAGUAGUGCACUUAAUAGGGAAUAGGUUACCAUUUGGGAUGUAUCCACUGUGUUUCAGUGUUGUUGAGGAGUCUGGAUGCAGCAGGUGACUUUGAACAGUGACAGACAGACUGUGUGUUUGACCGGUCUCGUAACGUACAGUAUAAGUGCUGUGUGAACAAAAUGAGCAGGAAUCAACAAGGAAAAGCUUCAUAUAUAAUAUAUGAGGUAUAUUCCUGAUAUAUGAAGAUAAUUCUGUUUGAAUCGAGGACCUCGAUAAAAGCAUACACUGUUCUGUACAGUGUUGUCUUUAAUCGUCCGGCAUUGAUGACUAAGGAGUUUCCUGAUGGAAAACUGUAUGAAUAAGUGUCCAUACACACUCAAAGUCUUCACAAAUUAAACUUUUGCAAAAGUGACCUUGUUCUUAAACAGAUAAGUCUACACGCAACAAAUGACUUUUAUAUUUGUUCAUUUGAAAGCACAAAGCUAUGAUUAAAAGUUUGACUAUUUUCCUAUUGUUACAUUCAAACACAUUGCUUGUUUAUUCUCUCUAUGUUGAAACGGUGAUAAUUCUAUGUCCUUUUUUUCAGACUCUUUUUCUGUGAUACAUAGUUUAAGGUAUCCUAGGAUAUACAGUGCUAUGUACAUACAUACGUAGUACUCCUGUAGCAUACAAUGAACUAGCAUUCCUUUAUAUGUUUUUCACAAGCUGUAUGUAGCUGAAAUUGGACUGUUAUUUUAGCAAAUUUAAAAUGUGACAACUGAGGUAAGCCGCUUUCAAAUUUUUAAAUAAAAUUGAAGUAUACUUUCUUUUUAA